UUUAACGUGUGGUUCCCUCGGCUUGCUCGUUUCGCCUCCAGUGCAGCAAUGCUGACAGCUAUGAGCAAUAGUUAAUAUUACUUUUAAACAUUAAUUAAUUUUCCUCCCUGGUUCUACAGAUUAAACGCCAUUCCGGAUCAGGACCCUUUAAUGAUAUAAAUGGAGCCGUUGUCGACAAUGUGGAUAUAUCCGGCGUGCAUUUGUGUUUUCGUGUUCUGACCUGCUAAGGAUGCACAACAAACCGUGAUGAGCCGACCAGUUUGCGCUGAAACUACCCAGGAAGGUCAAGGCGUUGCGAGUGGGCCGAAGGGUGUCUGGCAAUCUGUACUGUGGUUGCACCCUGACAGCCUUGAUGCACAAAAUCGAACUCAAGGCGCAAAAAAAAUUAAGAAAAUAUCCAACACCUAGACCUGUACUGCUGAGGUCAAUUCACACACAGAUUUAAAUCUUCACCUGUGAAGAUGAAUACAGUCAGAGGUGGUACAGUUUCCUGGCGGCCACAGCCAUGGCAGGAUGCAGAGAGGGGUGGUGGAGAGCCUCUUUCGGAUAGCGACUCGGAGGAAGAGGAUUUUCCAGAUGAUCACUCAACUCCUUUGGGGGAAUACGUGACUCAGGGGUUAAAGCAGCUACUUGAUGCUCAGCAGUUGUGUGAUGUAACUCUUUUGGUGGAGGGAAAGAAGUUCAUGUGUCACAGAGUUCUUUUAGCAGCAGUCAGUCCAUAUUUUCGUGCCAUGUUUACCAGCCCUCUUGUAGAGUCUCGUCUCACUGAGAUCCGACUGGAGGAAGUGACACCCUCUGUUAUGCAGACAGUUAUUCACUUUGUUUAUACAGGGGAAGCCGGUCUUAGUCUCGACACAGCAGAGGAUUUAUUUGUAGCAGCCAAUCGACUUCAAGUGAUGCCCUUGCAGGACCUUUGCUCUAGAUUCCUUUUUGAACACCUCUCUGUGGAGAAUUGCCUGGGUAUGUACUCCCUGGCUCGUUCACAUCAUGAUCAGCUUCUCCUUCGGGCUUCUUUGCGACUUGUGGGCCAGCAUUUCCCUCGAGUGGCCCGGCAGCGGGAUUUCCUCCUGUUGGACCCAGGCACGCUUGGCAGCUUGUUGGAGUCUGAUCGAUUAGGUGUAGAGUCGGAGACAGAAGUUUACAAUGCAGCAAGACGCUGGGCAGAAUACCAGCCUGCUGAUCGCUACAGCCACAUGCCCAAUUUGUUACGUAAUUUACGCCCUGGUCUUUUGGGCCCUGAAGAAAGUCACCGUCUGAACCAAGAACUUGGGCCUCAGGCUAGUACUGAGGGCAUGGGAGGACCACUGAGGCCACGAGAAGGCAUGUUUGAGAAGAAAAUUGUUUGUGUGGAUCUUAAACCGAGGGAGGAUGAGUCUUUACAGGAAAGAAACUUCACAGUAGAUUGCUUUGACCCACGUACAGGGAAGUGGGAGAAGUUGGCAGCCUUGGGCUCAUUGCUUUGCCCUGGUUGCAUUGCUAUUGGAGGUCACUUGUUUGUGGCGGGUGGAAUUCUGCGGACAGGCCAAGUGUCAUCAUCACUGCAUGAGUACAAUGUUGUGCGAAACCGCUGGAUUGCACGGCCAUUAAUGGCUGAACCACGGGCAAUGUUAGGACUGCUUGGGUGCGGAGGUUUCUUAUAUGCUCUGGGUGGUUGUAACCGAUCAGCGUUUCUAGACACAUGUGAAAGAUUUGACCUUAACACACUCACCUGGGCAUCAGGACCUCGUUUGCCUUUGCCGUUGCGCUCUUUUGCUUGCGCUGCCCUUCGCAGUCGCCUCUACUUGCUUGGAGGUACCACACUGGAGCAGAGUAGGGCUGUGGUGCAUGCAGGCGUGCUUAUAUACCACACUGUUACACAGACCUGGAGCCGUGUUGCAUUAGACUCUGGUGCCACCUGCCUGGCUGGAGGAGUAGCAGUACGUGGUGGUGUUUGUGCCGUCGGAGGCUACUUACGUGAUGCAGCCAAGUUCCUAGAUGGCAACUACACCCAGGCCGAACCAUUAGAUGCUACGGGACGUGUGUUGUUCUUCCGAGAAGGACGGGGAUCAGGAAUUGAGCGUGAGGUGCCUGUUGCAGCAGACCGAGGGAGUGGUGGUAGCGACCGUGCCCCUAGCCCAGUGGUUUUUCCUGGUCUGCCAAGGCGUAUUGCUGCUGGAGGUGUGGCAAGAUGGAAGCGCAGGAUUUAUGUGUUGGGUGGCGAAAACGGGUCAAGAUUUUAUGAUAGUGUAUACUGCUGGAAACCUGGCUGGCGUAGCUGGGUCCAAAGACGGGAAAAAUUACCAGGAGAUACAGGAGGAGUUAGCCAGUUUGGAUGCACCACUCUGAAGUUCCCAAAAAAACACAUUUUGACGCGUCUUCGAGCUGCUCAACAGAAACGGGGGAAGGAAAAAAGGCCUAUCCGGUCAUGCAGAAUCAUGCGUAUUGAUAGGACAAAUCAGGUGUGAUUUUGUUUUAUGAGAUGAAUUAUUAUUUGUGUCACCUAGAUAUGUUUUUGCUCCGAAUUUUACAUCUUAAAUCUUGUUUGAUUUCUUGAUGUUCUGGAAUCCAUUAUUUUAUUACUGCAAAUUGAACAUAAGUUUUCAUUUUUUAAAUAUAGGAAAAAAGUAGAUAAAUGCAUAGGAUAUUUGUACGAUCUCAGAAUGUUCAUCAUGUGAAGAUGCCAAGAGAGUUGAGUUGCAAGUUAACCAGAUUUUUAGUGCAGUACUGUGCAAAGACUUUCUACGGUUCAAAAGCAUUGAUAACUCUACACAGAUGCCCAAAUUUCUUCUUGAAACUUUCUCAUUUUUAAGAAUGAGGAAUCAAAAGCUUGAAUCACAACAAAAAUCUUUUUUUUUUUCUCUGUCUUUGUAAAUUAGCUAAACUUCAGUAGGAAAACCAAAUAGACAGGAAUAUCAUUGGUGAAAAAAGUUAUAUUUUUUUAUCACUUUAUCACUGUGAUGCUGAAUAUAGAUUGCUACCUUACAAAAAUGUACCUUGGUAACCAUAAUUCCCACCAAAAUACCAUUGUUGCUACAGUUAGUGUUACUAAUGUAUAAUCAUAAUAAAUUAAUUUUUGAUCUCCCUUGCUCUGUUUGAGUAGGGUUCAGAAUCUCUCUCAUUUUAAUCAACUAUUGCUGUAUCGUUACCACAGUUUUAUUGUAAGAGUACUGUCUAUAGUGUGUGUAUGUGGAAACCAUGGUUACCUUGGCAACUUACCAUCUUACCAUGUUCUUAAACUGUUGCUUAACAGCUGUUCUGUAUGUCUUUUCAAUGAUCUGAUAAAAUUUACUAUGUUGCUGUACCUGAAAUGCUCUUAACUCUUGUUAACAAGAUGAAUUAUUGGUCCUUUGAAUAUGUCAUUCUGGGACGUUAACAAAUUCCUACAGAAGAGCCUAACAAAGUUGCUGGCCUCUUGGAAACAAAAGGUUGACUAGAUUUUGUAAUCCAGCAUAUUUCAAAGUUGCUCCAAGGGUGAUGGUCUGAAUAUUUAUUCAACUCCACUCCAGUAGGACAACUGCAGAGAUUAGUUACACACCUGCCUGUAAUUUUCAUAUAAUCCCAAAUAUAGUCUCUGUGGAACAAAAAUAGGUGUUAUCCAAUUUGUGGGUGUUUUCAAACCAGGAUGGGCGUUUCUAAACGAGCCAAUGAAAGUAGGGAUUCUCAAUGGUUAGAAAAUGCCCUCUGAUUGGGACAAGCCCGUUUUUGUUCUGCAGAAACAAAAAUCUCAAUAAUUCCAAUGACCUUGAUUAGGUGGUUCUGGUGUAUUUUAUUUCAUGUUGGAUCUGAACUCUGCAGGAUGGUGGCCAUCCAGGAGCAGGGUUGAAUAUCCCUGACUUAUGGUAGUAGUUGUGACCACAGCAGCUUUGUGUGGCUUAGCAUUUUACUUUUGAAGGGUCAAGUUAUGUUUCCUAACAUAGUUAUUGAUGAUUUUCUGCACAGUCACACACACUGUUCAGCUUGCCCUCAUUGAUGCUGAUCAGUAUAUACACCGAUCAUCUACAACAUUAUAACCACCUACCUAAUAUUGUGUAGGUCCGCCUCGUGCUGCCAAAACAGCACCAACUCGUAGAUGCUAUUCAACUCACCACAAUUGUACAGAGUGGUUAUCUGAGUUACUGUAGACUUUAUCAGUUCAAACCAGUCUGGCCAUUCUCUGUUGACCUCUCUCAUCAACAAGGCAUUUCCGUCCGCAGAACUGCCCCUCACUGGGUGUUUUUUGUUUUAGGCACCAUUCGGAGUAAAUUCUAGAGACUGUUGUGCGUAAAAAUCCCAGGAGAUCAGCAGUUACAGAAAUAAUCAAACCAGCCCAUAUGGCACCAACAAUCAUACAUGCGAUUAUCUAAUCAGUCAAUCGUGUGUCAGAAGUGCAUUUAAUCAUGUAGAUACAGGUCAGGAGCUUCAGUUAUGGGGCUUUUCCACUGCACGGUACAAGCUCGCUUUUUGGGGGUUUUCCACUGUGGAUAGUACCUGGUACUUUUUUUAGUACCACCUCGGUCGAGGUUGCAAGCGAGCCGAGGCGAUACUAAAUGCGACAUCAAACCCUGCAGGUCACUGAUUGGUCGGAGAGAAUGGUCACUACCAGCAUUAUUGGAUUUUCGACAAGGGACAUCAACACGCUAGUUUUAAAGUUAGCUACAGCGAUAGCAGUAUCAUUUGUUCACGUGACUUUCCAAUUGUCAGUAAAAAAGGUGCAGACAUUCCUCUCGUUUGUUUUGUGUUGCGUUUAAGAUCAUGUCACUGCAGUAGAGGCCGCGCAACUUUCACAAUCAGUCUAUAAUCCCACCUAAGCUCAGAAAAGUAAAGCAAGUAGAGUCGAUUUGAACUGUAACGUGCAGUGGAAAAGUGCCAUUAAUAUUCACAUCAACCAUCAGAAUGGGUAGAAAAUAUUUUGGACCGUGGCAUGAUUGUUGGUGCCAGAUGGGCUGGUUUGAGUAUUUCUGUAACUGCUGAUCUCCUGGGAUUUUUACGCAUAAAAACAAAAAACAUCCAGUUGUUUUCUCAGAGGUCAACUGAGAAUGGCCAGACUGGUUCGAACUGACAAAGUCUACAGUAUCUCAGAUAACCGCUCUGUACAAUUGUGAUGAGAAGAAUAUCAUCACUGAAUGCUAUCCUGAGAUACGGGUUGGUGCUCUUUUGGUGGCACGAGGGGGACCUACACAAUAUUAGGCAGGUGGUUUUAAUAUUGUGGUUGAUCAGUGUAUAUCUGUAGUAGAUGAUUGACAUCUUUUGCUCUUAUCUCAUUUGAACGUUUUUAACAAAAGAUUGUAAUAGAAACCAAAUGACUGCUUUUUGUAUGCUUUCAUAGUUUUUUUUUCUCUCUAAACUAUUAUAUUUCUGUCAUACAGCAAAAUGUUUUUUCUCAGAGACAAAAGGACUCUUGAAUUUUCAUCUGAUGUCAAACAGGUCUGUUUUAAUGUAAAAUAUUGAAAGCUGUUUGAAUGAAAAAUGAUCUGUGCUACCGUUUGCAUUACAAUAAA
This is a messenger RNA of Xyrauchen texanus (razorback sucker), 5456 nucleotides long. Its product is annotated as kelch-like protein 5. NCBI's taxonomy places the organism in Eukaryota, Metazoa, Chordata, Actinopteri, Cypriniformes, Catostomidae. The record is from RefSeq and is a predicted model, not a curated record. Gene Ontology annotation, molecular function: protein binding. Bases 462 to 2444 code for a protein of 660 amino acids. The transcript is spliced from 5 exons.